AUGGGCUUUUGGGCGAUGGCUCCGGAGGGCGCGCGGCUCUUCUUCUGGGCUCUCGCUCUGCUCGCCACGCUCGCCACGCUGCUGGCCGUCUUGCUCGCCCGCUUGGUGCUCGACCAGUACUGGAAAUACAGGGAGCUGAAGCACAUCCCGGGGAUCCGUCCCUGGUACCCGCUGCUGGGCAAUGCGCUGCUCCUUGACCGCGAUCGGAAAGGUAAAGGCGCCCUCUUCCUCCCUCUCCUCCGGGCAGCUGAUGCGCGCAAGCAGCGCAAAAAGGCAGCGCUGUGAACCAGGAAACCCGCGCCGCGCUAUCUUAAUCUCCCACUCUGAGGUUCUGCCUUUUCUUUUGCUCUUUAUUUCAAGAAGGAUUUCCGACCGACACGUACGUGAGUCAUUUCCUUUUGUGCAACGUCUGUUUACCGCAGUUGUGUGAGUGUAUGCGUGAAUUGAAAAAGGCAAGCAAGCAGGUUGAUUUUUAUUUUUAAAAAGCACAACUGUCAAUUAAUUUAUUAUCGAAUAAAAUACUGUAUCUUCAGUUGUUCCAGAUGAAACAGAAAAGCGGGGGGGGGCAGGUCACCCCCAAGGGAAAAAAAAAAUCUCAAAAAAUAAGGAGGAAAUAAAAGAGAAGGAUGAAACUCUCAUGUGAUUGAAGAUGAGGCAGCAUCAGGAGGUGUUGGUGGGUGGCAUAAAAUGAGUUUGGAAGUUUUCCUGAAUGCUCUGUUUAGGAUCCUUGGUGGUUCCCCAAAGAGCUAAAAUGUUAGAUUUAAAGAAAUCCUGAAGCCUAAAGCAAACAUGCUAAUGAGGAAGCACUCAGAACUCCAUUAUAUAUAGGCAAAUCAUACUGGAGCCAAUUAUCUUCUAUAGGAUGAAGUCCAUAUUUUGUAGCAUGCUUAAUCAGCUCUGGUGAUAUUGGAAGUAAUUAUCCUCCACAUCCCAACCAAAUCUAAUAGGCUGCCUGAAACCUGUUUAAGGCAUGUUGGAAACAUCUCAAAAGGUUGCCCCUUCUCCAUUACAGUACUGAACACAAGCCCUGUGUAGAUAAUGAACUGUGAGUGGGGUGGGGAUACUCAAUUUUCAUGCCACUAUGUCAGUGGUUGCCAGCCUUUUUGGACCCAUGGGCACAUUUGCCGAAUGGAGAGAUUAUUGUGGGCACCACCUCCGUGCCACCCCCUAUUUUAUCGGCUACAGCAGAAUCCUUUCAAAUUUCAUGGGGGGGGGGGAGAGAGAAGGGGACCUUGUGGUACCAGGAAGGGCUUUGUGGGUACAUGGCCACCCACAGGCACCACAUUGACAACCUCUGCUCUCCCUGUUCAUUUGUAUUCACAGCUGCAUGUUUGGGCUGAGCUACAGGCAAGCUACAAGAUAGUGUGGCAUGACCCAUAGGAGUUGAACUGCAAAACUUUUAGAUAUCUCUUGAACAAUCAGUUUAUUUUUUUAUUUUUUUUAUUAAUUAAUAUUUAUGAAAGUUUCAGAAAAAAUAAAAUCACAUUAAUAAACACAAAAAUUUUAACAAAAACAGAGAAAAAUACACCAUACAAAAUACAAAGUACAGAAUAAAAAAAAGAAAAAAAAGAAAAAAAGAAAAAGAAAGAAAAAGAAAAAACAGUUAAAAAUAAUUCCGUCCUUUCAUAACCUCUUUUAAAUUUACUUAUUUCCCGGACUUCCUCAUACCUCCCUCUUUUGUAUUCCAUUUCAGUUUGUAAACCCAGCAAUUUCUUACCCUCCUUUUAAUUCCAGUCCUAAAUCUUGAUAUAUUAUGACAUUAGAUUUUUACCUGUUUGAAUCCAUUUUUCCAUUUCUCUUAGUCUUUUUGGUCCUAAUCCUUAAUCUUGAUACAUUUAUAGCCUUAAAACCUGUUCAGCUAGAAGCCACUUAACUUCAAUCCAACAUCACUCUAACAUUCAUUGAUUUUGCAAUAUUUCUGUAAAUAAUCUUUAAAUUUCUUCCAAUCUUCUUCCACCGACUCUUCUCCCUGGUCAUGGAUUCUGCCAGUCAUUUCCGCCAAUUCCAUAUAGUCCAUCAUUUUCAUCUGCCAUUCCUCCAGUGUGGGUAGCUCUUGUGUCUUCCAAUACUUUGCGAUAAGUAUUCUUGCUGCUGUUGUGGCGUACAUAAAGAAAGUUCUGUCCUUCUUUAACACCGAUUGGUCGACUAUGCCCAGGAGAAAGGCCUCUGGUUUCUUCAAACAGGUAUAUUUAAAUACCUUUUUAAAUUCAUUAUAAAUCAUCUCCCAGAAAACCUUAAUCCUUGGGCACGUCCACCAAAGGUGAAAGAGUGUACCUUCAGUUUCUUUACAUUUCCAACAUUUAUUAUCGGGCAAAUGGUAAAUUUUUGCAAGCUUGACUGGGGUUAUGUACCACCUGUAUAUCAUUUUCAUAAUAUUCUCUCUUAGGGCAUUACAUGCCGUAAACUUCAUACCCGUGGUCCACAACUGUUCCCAGUCAGCAAACAUAAUAUUAUGUUCAACAUCUUGUGCCCAUUUAAUCAUCAGUUUCAUCUGAUAUUCCAUUCGCAGUAACAUUCUGGCAAAUUCUUAGUUUUGGGUUCUAGAGUUCUGCUAUUUCAUUUUCACCUGACAAUUUCUGUCAAUUGUAGCCUCCAUUAUCUGAUAAAUAACUCGACUUGUUUUAGUUUCAAAACUCUGGUUCAAUCUAUCUCAUCUUGUUCUAAAUUUAACAUGCCACCUAGAGCUUUACUAGCCUUUCCUUGGUGGCCAAAUUUCUCUUUUUAGCUUUUAAGCGUCUGCAAGACUAUAAUUGACUGUAUUGAUAUGGGGCUAUCUGUUUAGCCCAUUUUAGUGUUGGCUAAGUUUUAAAAUCUUCCUGGAUGUUUUUAACUGUGUAUUGAUAAAAUGUACUUUUUUCUGACUGACGGUCGAAUAAAAAGGAUGAUGAUGAACACUCAUAAAUGGGGAUCAUUUAUACAGUCAAAAUGAAUUCUAAGCAAAUGUAAACUAUAGUCUUAGACUUUCACAUAAUUGUUCUCUUUGAAUAUCAGGAGGUGGGAGGCUGGAAUCUGCACCUCAUCUCUUGCAAUCUUAAUUUGGGUAGAGGGGUCUCCUGCUAUGUGACUAUUAAUCUUAGCUUAGAGUGGGUGCUGUUCUCAUGAGAACAAGUAGCAUGGAUGUGGGAUCAUUCACUUUCUCAUUUUCAAACUGCAUGCAUGUUUUUUCCAGGUGCCUUUUCUCAGGUGAUACGUUCUACUGAAUUGUUGCGGAAUAUCCCACUGUUACUCCUUUGGGUAGGGCCAUUGCCCUUUUUAGUAUUAUAUCAUCCAGAUACUGUAGAGGUGAGUCUCCCAUUGUUACUCUUCAUAGCAGGGCAGGAGAAGUCUCUCCCACCCCCCUUCACCCAGGGUUGCAUUUGCGGGGAUUAAACUGUCAAUGGGUACAUGUCAGCAGUGGGUGGGGCCAGUGGUGGAGGAAGCCGCUCAGGCGCUGGCGGACGAAGGUGGAGGUGGGGGGAGUGGGCCACACCGGGUGCCAUUAGGGGAAGGGGUGCCAUCGCGGCCGCUCCCCAGGUCACGCACCGCGCCCUCCCGGGAUACACACCACAUGCCGUGCAACCCCGGGAUGCAUGCUGUACCCCCGCGUGCAGUGUGCCACACCCCUGCGCUGUGUGCCACGCCCCCAUGGGUGGUGCGCCAUGCCCCCGGGACAUGCACCACGCCCCCACAGGCAGUGUGCCACGCCCCCGGGACAUGCGCCAGCCACGCCCCCACCUGUUCUCCGCUCUGGGGGCUGCAGCAUGUAGCUCCGCCACUGUGCUCGGGCUCCUGGGGUGGCACGCCCAGGGGCAGGGUGAGCCACCCAUAGGGGCGGGGUGCACCAUGGGGGAUCUGGAGUCUGCCUGCCUUAUCCCACUCAGCUGCCCUACAGCGAGGGGGAGGCAGCGGGUGGACUGUUUGGGCAGCGCAGAGCCUGCACGCGCCAAGCCACCGUGUCUCUCCCAGGAGAGACAUGUGGCUUGGGUGCACUGCAGGCCCCGCAGUGAGUGCCGCCCGGCAUUUUGUCACCCCCCUCAGUGGUGACAGCCGCGGCAGCCCACACCCACCGAACCCCCUUCCUCUGCUGGAAUGGGUGGUGAAUAGGGCCAAAGUGUCUGCUAAAACUGUAGAAACACCCACCCACACAUUUCCUCACACACAUCAUCCAUCACCUUGGCUAUCUUACCUUAGUGUACUGCAAGUUGUGUAGCGGUAUUCUAGGUUGACCCUUGGCAUUAUUAUGUCAUAAAAGACUUUUGCGAGAAAAAUCCUAGAUCUGUCACGUGCACACCUUGGAUUACUGCACGGAGAGAGAGAAAAUAGGGGAAGAAUGUUGACAUUCAUCUGGUGACCUGGUAUAAUCUGAAGAGACAUCAAAAUGGUGAUAGAUGGAACUGUACACAUUGCUCAGUGUAUCCAAGUAAAGUUCAUUUUCAGCCUGGUACUAUCAACACAAUCCUGUGAAAAUUUCCUCAGAAAUAGGUUCCAUUGAGUCUCAUGGGGCUUUAUUGCUCGUGUGUGUUUUGCAAAUCUAUGCACACUUACUGGGAGAAAGCUCCAUUAGUCUCAUAGGAACUUAACUUGCAUCCCUGAUGCAGAUUAGAGAAUGUAGUUUCUGAUUUCAGGAUUUGUCAUACCUCGGGGCAUAAUCAACAUCGGAAUAUAAAGAUAAAGCAAACCUGCCUUGCAAGCCACUUUAGUCAAGCCCACUAAAUCACUAAGUCACUUUGAACUCAAAUAGAAUCUAUUUCAGAUAGCUGACUUAUUUUGAAGGACAAAUUGAACAGAUAGCAUAGAAGGGCAAAGUCAAUAAUUUAUGCCCUUCUCUUCUGUUGGCAGGUUGUAUUGAGUAGCUCUAAGCAUAUUACGAAAUCCGAUCCCUACAAGUUUUUGCAUCCUUGGCUGGGCACAGGACUUCUAACAAGGUAAAUCAAAAACAACCCAGAACAUGGGUGAGGCAGUGUACCCUUUUGUCACGCCUUGUGUAGGUGGAGUGUGUGGCACUGAUUGAGCUAUUAGUCCUGUUCUGAAGGCCUGCCCCACACAUUUAAUGAAUGUAUGAAGGUGGAAGCCAGACUGAGAUCAUAGGCCAUACCCCCAACAUCCCACUGAUUGUGUGAAAAGGGUCUCUCCCUACAGAGGUAUUUAUUGCAGAUGGGAGGCCCCUUUCAGAUGCUCUGCUGAUUGUGUGGAGAAAAUGGUCAGUUUGGGGUGAGGAAGAAUGGAGUGACUGGAAACCUGAACAAGAGAACUGCAAUAUUGUAUGGCUGGUUCUGCUUGAAGACAUUACAUGCAUUUUGUUUUGAAAUUUGUGUAGAGAAAAAUAAUAUUUAAGUCUUUGUUUUGCAGCACUGGAAGCAAAUGGCGGUCCCGAAGGAAAAUGUUAACGCCCACUUUCCAUUUCACCGUCUUAGAUGAUUUUCUUGAAGUGAUGAAUGAACAAGCCAAUAUCCUUGUUCAGAAACUUGAAAAGCAUGUGGACAAGGAGCCAUUUGAUUGUUUUUUAUACAUCACAUUGUGUGCCCUUGAUGUAAUCUGUGGUAAAUGCAGUUGCUGCUGUCAAAGUGUUGCAGUGAAUGAGGUUUAAAGAUCCUUGCUCAUUUGUUGGGCAAAUGGACAUUUUUGUGAGAUCUGACCAGAAGAGUUGUUCACCUUGCAAUAAUGUUACUUACAUUUCGCUUCCUAAAUUGGGCACAUUUACAUAAUACAAAUAGCUUGUUAUCCAUUUAAAUGCUGAUUGAAUAAUCCAGUGGAGAACAGGGAUUUAAAAUAUACACUGAUGGAGUUGGAAAAUAAAAUAACAGACUGUGAUCAGUUUGAAUAAUUGUUGAUUUGCCAUCAGUCUGAAUACAGGUCAUGAUUGGGACACAAACACACAAUACUAUGGGAGGAAAUGAGAAGUUCUGGAUACAGUUACUGUAGUAGUGGUGCUGUGUUAGUACAAGACACACUUGACAAUGAACUGACCACUGACCAGUGGUAGAGUGCAGCAGGUCUUGGGUUCAAAUCCUGGCUGGGAAACACCCUGGCUCUGAAACUUGGAAAACCAUUGGAAGUCAGUAUGACUCGAUAUAUGGUUGCUCCCUGUGUUCAUUUUAUGUCUCACUCUUUGGUUUGUAGGCAAAUGAUUCUCUAAUUGAUUUCUUUCUCUCCUGUUCCUAGAAACAGCUAUGGGCAAGAACAUAGGAGCACAACACAAUAAGGAUUCCGAGUAUGUCCAAGCUGUCUACAGGUAGGUGUCAAUGUGAUGAUCUAUUCCAGCAGCAGGAAAUAGAGAUGGUAGUUGGACUCCAGCCACAUUUCGAGGGCUGCAGGUCCCCCCCCCCCGCUUCAAUGGAGCCUUGGUCCGCAAAUACUAGGAGAAAAAUCUCUUUCCCUUCCAUGAUGCAGACAACCUUCAGCUUUAACUUGACUGUCUGCAUGAUAAGCCUUCAAAGGAAAUGAUUUUAGAAUGUUGUAUUAUUUUUUUACUGUUGUUAGCCGCUCUGAGCUUGGCUUCGGCUGGGGAGGGCGGGAUAUAAAUAAAUUAUUAUUAUUAUUAUUAUUAUUGUCUGCUUUGUAUGAGCUUCCUCUCUGCACCUCUUUUCUGGAGGUGGGUUGCAGAAACUGGGCCUCUCUGGGGGUUGAAUGCUGAUGUAGAAGCCACAAUAACCCUGCAGGCGAUAGGGGCAUGGCAUAUCUGUUUCACAUGUAAACUAUUUUUCUCUGCCUCUUUACAUGACAGCCUAGUUGCAAGAAAUCUGGGCUCUUUGCUGUACUUUGCAGCACUUUUCUAGAAAGCGUUGUUGCUUGUUACCCUAGGAUGACCGAUCUGAUUCAUAAAAGACAGAGGUCUCCUUGGUUCUGGUCUGACCUUUUGUACCUCAUGUUCCGACAAGGAAGAGAACAUCACAGGACCCUGAAGAUACUUCAUAACUUUACUGAUAAUGUAAGCUGUUGCAUUUUCUCUUUAUGCAUGAUGUUUCAUAGACACCAAUAUCAAAGUGAUUUCUGCUAAUAUUCACAAUUGUGGCUCUCCCAACUCAAACGUCCUGUUCAGGGCGUGUUCACAGGGUGUAUGUGAGGCCUCCCAUUUUAUCUUCACCACAUGCCUGUAAGGUAGGCUCUGCUAAGAAACCGAUUUCUCCCUAGAGGUUUUUUUUCCAAUUCAGAAUGCUGGUAAGAUUUCAGCUUAAAAUCACUGUGUCUGUGAGGAGUUGUCACUUAGAAUUAUUUUGUUACAUGGGAUAAAAUGACCUUCGUAGAUUUACCCAGUCAGGCGUCCAUUUUCACGCAGUGCAUUUACAUCCAGACAGCUUUUACAGAGAUAUUGGAAAUGCCUUGUAUCCUGAUUUUAUGUAUAUUUACCCAGAAGUAAGUUUUUGCCCAUGGCAGUGUCCAUAGGGCACUUUAGACAAGUUGGGUGCAAUUGGAUAUAUUCUUCUUUUUCCUUGUCAGCACAAUGCACUUCGCUAGGUCCAGGGUGCAACAGAGAUAGCUUAUCACUUUAUAUGACACUGCAGGGAGUACACACAUUGGAUUAUGCAACCUGAUAAAUGAAUGACUUUUGUUUUGUUUCGACUGUCUAAGGUUAUUGCAGAAAAAGCUCAUGAACUAAAAAUUCAAGAGCAGCAUAAAAGUGAGGUUGUUGGCAAUGGUGAGCAAAGCAAGCGCAAAGUCAGGAGAGCUUUCCUUGAUAUGCUUCUGAAUGCCACUGAUGAUGAUGGGAAUAAGAUGAACUACCUGGACAUUCGAGAGGAAGUGGAUACAUUCAUGUUUGAGGUACAGAAUGCCCUGUAUAAGAGUGCUGGUUGUUCUCCCCUAUUUAAAGGAUCACAACAAACUAAUGUAUGUGAAGGUCUUUGAACAAAGACAAGACGUUAAGGGUCUUUCUGUCAGAUGACUUGGUAGUUUGGUGGUCAUCCAUCUGUCUUGGGAGGCAUUGGAGGUGUGUCCCUUUGAGGGUGAAGUCAAACUGUUGGAAGGUCGCAGAGCCUGUGGUGGCUGUAGAGACUGAUACGGGAGAGACAUAUUUUGUUGCAGCUGGGGCACAUGAAGGCAUUUCGUUGUGCUGCUGCAGAUGCACCAUGGUGUUUCUUCUCUCUAUGCUUCUCCCAGUGGUCAUUCCUCCUCUGGUCACUGCUGUGGUUGAACAACCUGUCUGUCUUGGACGCGUGAAACCAACCACCUGUCUCCUUGAUCUUUGCCCAUCCUGGCUAAUAAAAGCAAGCCUGGAAGGGCUGGGCGAUGGGCUCUGCGGGGUGGUGAAUGCUUCCCUCUGUGAGGGAACAUUCCCAGAUCCGCUGAAAGAGGCGGUCAUUAAACCGCUUCUUAAAAAACCAUCUUUAUACCCGGCCAGUAUGGCCAACUAUCGCCCAGUCUCAAAUCUUCCAUUCUUGGGCAAGGCGAUUAAGUGCGUGGUUGCUGAACAACUCCAGGCACGCCUGGAGGAUGUGGACCAUUUGGAUCCCUUCCAAUCGGGAUUCAGGCCUCAUCAUGGGACUGAAACUGCCUUGGUCGCGCUGGUUGAUGAUCUCUGGCGAGCUAGGGACAAAGGUGAGAGCUGUUUCCUAGUUCAGCUGGAUCUCUCAGCGGCCUUUGAUACAAUCAACCAUAAGAUCCUUCUGGACCGUCUAGAGGGGCUGGGAGCUGGGGUCACUGUUAUACAGUGGUUUCGCUCCUUCCUCCUGGGCCGUGUUCAGAAAGUGGUGGUGGGGAAUGAGUGUUCAGACCCCUGGGACCUCACUUGUGGGGUGCCUCAGGGUUCCGUCCUCUCCCCCAUGCUUUUUAACAUCUAUAUGAAGCCGCUGGGAGAGAUCAUCAGGGGGUUUGGACUGGGUGUCCAUCAAUAUGCAGAUGAUACCCAGCUCUACCUCUCUUUCAAAUCAGAACCAGUGAAGGCGGUGAAGGUCCUGUGUGAGUGCCUGGAGGCGGUUGGAGGAUGGAUGGCGGCUCAUGGAUUGAAGUUGAAUCCUGACAAGACAGAAGUACUGUUUUGGGGGGACAGGGGGGCGGGCUGGUGUGGAGGACUCCCAGGUCCUGAAUAGGGUAACUGUGCCCCUGAAGGACCAGGUGCGCAGCCUGGGAGUCAUUUUGGACUCACAGCUGUCCAUGGAGGCGCAGGUCAAUUCUGUAUCCAGGCAGCUGUCUACCAACUCCACCUGGUUCGCAGGCUGAGACCCUACCUGCCCACGGACUGUCUCGCCAGAGUGGUGCAUGCUCUAGUUAUCUCCCGCUUGGACUACUGCAAUGCACUCUACGUGGGGCUACCUUUGAAGGUGACUUGGAAACUACAACUAAUCCAGAAUGCGGCAGCUAGACUGGUGACUGGGAGCGGCCGCUGAGACCACAUAACACCGGUCUUGAAAGACCUACAUUGGCUCCCAGUACGUUUCCAAGCACAAUUCAAAGUGCUGGUGUUGACCUUUAAAGCCCUAAAUGGCCUCGGCCCAGUAUACCUGAAGGAGCGUCUCCACCCCCAUCGUUUUGCCCGGACGCUGAGGUCCAGCGCAGAGGGCCUUCUGGCGGUUCCCUCAUUGAGAGAAGCAAAGCUACAGGGAACCAGGCAGAGGGCCUUCUCGGUAGUGGUGCCCGCCCUGUGGAACGCCCUCCCAUCAGAUGUCAAAGCGAUAAACAACUACCUGACAUUCAGAAGACAUCUUAAGGCAGCCCUGUUCAGGGAAGUUUUUAAAGUGCGAUAUUUUGGUGUAUUUUUGGUUUCUAUGGAAGCCGCCCAGAGUGGCUGGGGAAACCCAGCCAGAUGGGCGGGGUACAAAUAAUAAAUUAAUUAUUAUUAUUAUUAUUAUUAUGUCUCCAGGCACUGCAGUCAUCUGCAAGAGCAGAUAUUGCCAGCCUUCAUGCCAUGUUUGCAGAUGUCUUUGUUGUGCAGAGUUGGCCUGCCAACGCAGAGGCAGAUUUAGGGGAGCGUGGCUGGUUUGGUUGCAACUCUCACACAGUUGCCAGACAGAUUGUUAAUGGUAGUUCAUUGAAUAUAAACUGUGACUUUAUCCACUGGUAAAAAAUUAGCAGUAUUGUUGUGUAUUUGCCCUCUGGUGGUUAUAAAGGCACUGAAGCAUGCUUGCUUAUUUACUAAUUAUUCAAUUCCAUUUAUGAAGUCCUUCCUUUAAAAUAUCUUGGAACUGUUUAACAAUACAAACAAUUUAAAAACAUCACAUAUAAAACAGUUACAAAUCCAUAUGUAGACCGGGAUCAAUGAUCCCCACUUAAAAUGCUUCUUGAGAAAGGAAGGUCUUCACUGGGCACCCACAAAACAAGAGGCAUCUGCCUGUUGUCUUGCGGGAGGCCGCUCCAAAGGGAUUUGUUGUUCUUUAAGACCUGGGAAGUUGGGGUGAGUUACAAUGGAGUAAUCAGCAACAAAGGAAGCAUGCUUUUAUACAACAAAUUGUUUUUGUAUGAAAUUUUCUAUUGUUAAUUUUUAUGACAUUUUCUGGAAUUGUGUGAAAGCAGGAAAGGCAGGAUAUAAAUAGAAUGAAGUAGCACCUUAGAAGCAAAGCUUCAGUUUAUAUGUCUGUCUUAUUGCUAGAUAGGAUUAUUAGCUGUUCAAACAAGAUCUUUUCAGAUUAUGGGAGUGACUCAGGAGUGUCAUUUUGCCUUUGGCACGUGGGAAGUGACCAGGCCUGGCAGAUUCCCUGGCCCCUGGUAUUCCCAAUAUACUUUAAAUUUUGAAAGACUUACUAUUGUGUAUGGGACUGGUGUCUUUCAAUUUUGGAUUUGAACUAGCUUGUUCGGGCCCUAGACUGGACCAUCACUAUAAUGCUUAAGAAUUCUAUUUUUUGUGAGAACAUGUUAGACCUCUUAAAUUCUUUCUUCCAAGGGCCAUGAUACUACCACUGCUGCUAUGAACUGGUGUAUUUACUUGCUUGCAAGUCAUCCAGAAGCCCAAAGGAAGGUUCACCAUGAAUUAGAUGAAAUUUUUGGUAAGUCUUUCUUUCCUGUGGGUAUAAGCCUGGGUAAGUUUAGAAUGCAGGGCUACUUCUAGGUAAGUGCUCAUGAGUAUCACCUGACUCCUCUAAUGCAGAGAUGGGGACUCUCUGGCCUGUGGGCCUAAUUUGGCCCAGCACAGACCCCAGUUAGGCCCAUGAGGCUGUUUUUCCUCAAACCACAUCCACCUGCUGCACGUUUGAUGUCAUAUGUGAAUGGAGUAGGUGAGGCUGUGGUUACAGAGGGAGCUUAAAGUGAGAAUGACUGCUGGGAUUGGUUGCCCUAAGAAGUUCCUAGAGAGCAAUGCUGUCUACAGGGGGGAAAUGUCUGCUUGCAGAUGUAGUUUUUGAAACCAUGCAGCGUCUGCAAACAGGCAUCAAAGGAGAUUUCUGUAAUUGCCAAUUGGUUGGUUGGGGGUUACAGCAAGAUCCUGUGAACUUUGAAUGGUGGGCAGCCCCACCAACUUUCAAAAUUGAUCUGUACUGAGAAGAGUAAGGGUCUGGUCCCCUGGUCAGUUCCUGUUCCCCACCACUGUUCUAAAUCAGGUGGGGAACCAAUGGUCCUGAAGACAUUCCUGGACUCCCAACUUGCUUUAGCCUCAGCCAGAAUGGCCAGUGCUUAGGAAAGAUGGGAUAUAUACUCCACUAACUUCUUCUGGAGGGCCACAGUCUCCCCAUUCCAGCUCUCAGAAGACAGCUUUAAACAAGAAACCUCUCUGGUGGGGCCUACACUGACUUGGCUUACUCAUCAUUCUGCAGAUAGAAUCCAUGAUGCAUAUGAUCCUGUCUAUUCACCCAGUAAUGGCCAUCCAUUGGUGUAGCUCUCUUAACCAGAUCUCCUUGGGCAGCUCAGUUAGUCCAGCCUUGGUUAGCUCAGUUGUUUAGCAUGACACUGGUAAUGCCAAGAUUGCAGGUUUGAUCCCUGUAUGGGACAGCUGCAUAUUCCUGCAAUGCAGGGGUUUGAACUAGAUGAUCCUCAGGGUCUCUUUGAAUUCUAUGAUUCUAUGAUUCCUAUAUAAGAUGUGCUGUGGUCUUCACAGCUUCAGUGUCUGUUAGCAAAAAGGAAGUCUUGAUGAGUCAGCGUAUUGUUUUAUCAUAACCCAUGGCUUAGGAAAGUGUGCUGACUUAAAGCUAUCCAGGCUAACUUCCUGAGAAUAAGCACAGAAAUGAAUUAUGGAAGUAACUGAUCUAGACCUAAAAUUGCCCCCUGGUCCAUCACCAUGUAAAAUAGCUGUAAGAACUUCAGUGUUAGGAUGCAUGUUUUGCUGGUUAUAAAUAACACAUGUUUGUCUCGCUGCCACUGGUUUUAUAAGGGAACUCUGAUCGUCACGUCACAAUGGACGACAUGAAGCAACUACGAUAUCUGGAUUGUGUUAUUAAAGAAGCUCUUCGCCUUUUCCCUUCUGUUCCACUUUUUGCUCGCAAACUGAGUGAAGAAUGUUAUAUUAGUAAGUAGUCCAAGUGGGUUUCUGGCUUGAUGAGCUAUGGCUAUAAGCUCAGGGCUAAUUUCAUGAAUAUCUGCUCUUUUUUCGCAGGAGGAUUCAGGGUACCAAAGGGGGUAGAUGCCCUAAUUCUGCCUUUUGCGCUGCAUAGAGACCCUGAUGUCUUCCCAGAGCCUGAGGAAUUCAGACCCGAGCGGUUUUUCCCUGAGAACGCGGCUGGACGGCACCCAUAUGCAUACGUGCCUUUCUCCGCUGGGCCUAGGAACUGUAUUGGUACAUAAGAGAGUCAAAAAUCUGUAUCUGGAAAGGAAAAAAAGGGGCAAUCAGUCAGUGGCAGGAAGUGUUUAAAGGGGAAGAAUAUUUAGACAUUGGCAUUAGGCAUUUAAAGCAGUGUCAUAUCCAUUUAAACAGUCUGGCUUCCUCCAAAGCAUCCUAGGAGCUGUAGUUUAAGGGUGCUAUGAGUUGUUUAGAGAAUUCUGGGAAUUGUAGCUCUGUGAGGGGAAUCAACAUCUCCCAAUAACUCUCAGCAUCCUUAACAAACUACAGUUCCCAGGAUUCUUUGGGUGGGUGUGUGCCAUGAAUUGUUAACAGUAUCAUAGUGCUUUAAAUGUAUAGUGUGAAUGCACCUCAGUCUAAAGUUAUUUCUGCAUCAAUAUUAUCAGUCCUUCCCUUCCAAUUUUUCACUUACUCCUUCCAAUGGCUGCAAUUCCACUGCCUCACCCUCUCUGUGUUUGUUUGGUGGUUUUGUAUAAUUACAGAAAAGUGUUUAAGGAUUUAAAAAUGAAUCUGAGAACCUGACCUCAAUGUCACAUGACUCAUGUUGAAUAAUAAUAAAUAUGUAUUAUUGCUCUAGUUAAUUGUAUAUUGUCAUUGCUUUCCAAUUCCUCUGCAGGUCAGCGCUUUGCACAGAUGGAAGAAAAGACUAUUUUAGCCACCAUCCUACGGCGCUUCUCUGUUGAAAGUGCACAGCGACGUGAUCAACUUGACCUUGUAGGAGAACUGAUUCUUCGUCCUGAUAAAGGCAUCUGGAUUCAGUUGAAAAAGAGAAAAUAA
Molecule: messenger RNA, 13393 nt
Organism: Podarcis lilfordi (Lilford's wall lizard)
Lineage: Eukaryota; Metazoa; Chordata; Lepidosauria; Squamata; Lacertidae
Source: the annotation of a GenBank genome assembly